Messenger RNA from Acanthochromis polyacanthus (spiny chromis), 1781 nucleotides. RefSeq names its product mid1-interacting protein 1A-like. Gene Ontology annotation, biological process: regulation of lipid biosynthetic process. Gene Ontology annotation, cellular component: cytosol. The record is from RefSeq and is a predicted model, not a curated record. Lineage: Eukaryota; Metazoa; Chordata; Actinopteri; Pomacentridae.
GUGGGCUGAUGGCCUGGCUGAUGAAUAUUCACGACACCGGUCGGCUCUCCUCGGGCCUCACCCUGCGUGCCUCAGCUGUCUGGCUCAUCGGGACAGAAUGUGGGAUGUGGUGAUGUAACGUCAGCCGUUUCUUUAAACCGGAAGGCAGAAGAGCACGUCGCGCAGUCAUUUGGGUCUGGUUACACUCGGAACAACUCGACAAACAGGUUGAGGAACCGCCUUCAGAGCACGAAACCACCUGUAUAUAAGACGCGCCCGUUUCCACAGAAGCAGAAGAAGACGAACAUUAUAAAAGGGUAAACUGAAGAGCCGAGCCCAGCUUCCAACUGCUUUACAGGAAACCAAUCCCCGCUGCGGCAUUACGCUUCCCUAAGCCGAUCAGAUUAAAAGCAGGGCACUCACAGAGGACAAGAAACUCGGCUCUUUGCUUCAAUAUUUUUCUUCCUGAACGGAUAAAACUCUCGCCAAGAUGAUGAUGCAGCUGCCAGAAAGCUCCAAUCAGAAAAACAACCUCUUCAACGCCAUGAACCGCUUCAUCGGCGCCGUGAACAACAUGGACCAGACGGUCAUGGUGCCCAGCCUGCUGCGGGACGUCCCCGUCGACGAGGACAGCGAGAUGAGCUCCCUGAAGUCGGACGUGGACGAUGGGGCGAACCAUGUACGCGCUUACUACCAGCUGCUCAAGUCCCAUCCGCCGGGCAACCAUCGGUGGGGGGUCCGGGUGCGCCCGCGGCCGACGAGAGGCGGCAAGGAGAAGCAUGAUGAAUCACCCGACCACCACUCCUCCGGCGUCCACGUCGUCUUCCUCUCCUCUCCGGUCAUCCGAGGACGACGAAGGCAAGAGGACCGAGGAUCUGGAGAAGCCCAGUUCCAGUACCACCUGACCGGGCUGCAAGGGGUGCUGUCCAAGCCUUCAAGGCAGCAAGGCCCAAACGCCUCACCAAACCGCUACAAGAAGGAGGUUGGAAUCGGAGGAUGGGGCCAGUAGACCCACAGACACUCAGACUGUGUUUUUUAUGACUUGACGGGCUGAACUGACUUCUCUCACGGGCCUUACUGCUGCCGAUGCUGCUACUGAUGAAAUGUUUGGAUGGUAGAGAAGAAGGCAGCUGCUCGUGUCCUGAGGCCUGCAUGGUGUUGGUCUACUCUGUGCUACUGACUGUAGAUGUGCUGAUCGUGAGGAAAGCCUUUGCCUACUUCUCACUUGACUCCUUCCUCCUUUGCACUCCACGGUGUUGUACACAAAUACAAACAUUCUGCUCACGUGAUGCACAAAUGAAACGUAUUUAAACCUUAAUUUAAUGUAUAUUUAUUACCUCACACUGUACAUUUGAGAGCCAAAUAUUAUUUCAAAGUUGGAGAAGAAGUGGAUGGUGUGAUCUACAGGAUCUGAACUGCCCCUCUGAAGGGGAUACUGGCAAAAGAUUGAGCUUCCUGGCUGUGACGCUGAUGAUGUUGGUGUGUUCAGAUUUGCUGUCCUGUGUCUGAUCGUUGCCUCUUUCAAUCUGAUGUGUUUUUAUAAAUCGGGCUUUUCCUAGAAGGAGGCAGAUGCUCGCUGUAGCUGCCCGUGAUCUCCUGAUGUCCUACAUGGUCAAUGAACUGGAAUCAACUGAUAAUUCUUGUGCAUAUAGAAUAAUGAGGGUUUCCACGAGACGCAUUGUUUGCUGUUGUCCUAUUUGCUGUUGUGUCCAUCUGUCAAGAGGAGCGAAUGUUUCCCUCGCACCUUUUACACGGUUUUUGUACUGAUAUUUGUUUCUAAAAUAAACUUUUAUAUAAACUUA